AUGGAGGUUAAGCCAAGACUUGAAGAGGUUAGAUUCAUAUCUAUCUAUCUAUCUAUCUAUCUCAGCCUGUUCAUUAUCUAUCUAUCUAUCUAUCUAUCUAUCUAUCUAUCUAUCUAUCUCAGCCUGUUCUAUCAUCUAUCUAUCUAUCUAGCCUAUCUAUCUAUCUAUCUAUCUAGCCUGUUCACUAUCUAUCUAUCUAUCUAUCUAUCUAUCUAUCUAUCUAUCUAUCUAUCUCAGCCUGUUCACUAUCUAUCUAUCUAUUCAUCUAUCUAUCUAUCUAUCUAUCUUAGCCUGUUCACUAUCUAUCUAUCUAUCUAUCUAUCUAUCUAUCUAUCUAUGUAUCUAUCUAUCUAUCUAUCUAUUAUCUAUCUAUCUAUCUUAGCCUGUUAUCUAUCUAUCUAUCUAUCUAUCUAUCUAUCUAUCUAUCUAUCUAUCCCAUUGUCAUCAUUAUCUAUCUAUCCAAAUUUGUACCUCUCUCUCUCGCAGUCUCUCAAUAUCUCCAUUUUAAGUGAUUAUCUAUCUAUCUAUCUAUCUAUCUAUCUAUCUAUCUAUCUAUCUGUUGUUCAUAUAGACAUGGGAUGGGGUGUAAAUGCUUAUUCAGUGUAUACCCCUUCCCAAUUUUCCGUCUUUCUCUCUUUUGUUAUCUCUCUCUUUACUUCUCUCUGGCUUUCUCCCUUUUUUGUUCUCUUCUUUGUUCUUUCUUUCUUUCUUUUUUUUUCUUUCUUCUUCUUUCUUUCUUUUUCAUUCUUUCUUUCUUUCUUUCUUUCUUUCUUUUUCUUUUUUCUUUUCCUUUCUUUCUUUCUUUCUUUUUUUUCUUUUCUUUCUUUCUUUCUUUCUUUCUUUCUUUUUCUUUCUUUCUUUUUUUCUUUCUUUCUUUUUUUUUUCUUUCUUUCUAAAUUCAGCUCUUCCCAAUUUUCCAUCUUUCUCUCUAAAAUGAAAAAGAUUCUUUUAUUUUCUCUGGAGAUUUCUCCUUUUUGUUUAUUCUUUCUUUCUAUCUUUCUUUAUUUCUUUCUUUGUUUUCUUUCUUUUCUUUUCCUUUCUUUCUUUCUCUCUUUCUUUCUCUCUUUCUUUUCUUUCUUUCUUUCUUUUCUUUCUUUUUUUUCCUUUCUUUCUUACUUUCUACAUUCAGCUCUUCCCAAUUUUCCAUCUUUCUCUCUUUUGUUCUCCCUCUCUUUACUUCUCUCUGGAUUUCUCCCUUUUUUGUUCUCUUCUUUCUUUCUAUCUUUAUUUUUUUCUUUGUUUUCUUUCUUUUCCUUUCUUUUUUCCUUUCUUUCUUUCUUUUCUUUCUUUCUUUCUCUCUUUCUUUCUUUUCCUUUCUUUCUUUCUUUCUUUCUUUCUUUCUUUCUUUCUACAUUCAACUCUUCCUAA
This is a messenger RNA of Acanthosepion pharaonis, 1368 nucleotides long. Lineage: Eukaryota; Metazoa; Mollusca; Cephalopoda; Sepiida; Sepiidae. The record is from the annotation of a GenBank genome assembly.